Molecule: messenger RNA, 528 nt
Organism: Peronospora matthiolae
Lineage: Eukaryota; Oomycota; Peronosporomycetes; Peronosporales; Peronosporaceae
Source: the annotation of a GenBank genome assembly
AUGCAGUCAUCGGGACGUGCUGGCGGCGACGUGGACCGCGCUUUGAGCAGUAUUCGGGCGCGUGCCGACCACUUACGCCAUACCGUCUCUCGUCUCGAGCACAACUUGGCAUGGAAUCCGGCUAGCACCUGGCCGGAGCUGCUAAGUCAGUACAUGGUGAUCGCCAAGCAGCUGGAGAACAUGAACGACGAGAUCCCAGACCUGGUGCAGCACUUUGCGUGCGUGCCGAGGAUGUCGACACCUAAUUCUGCGGACAUUCCGCUGUUGCUGAGAACUCGGGAGGAUCCGGAGAUGGAGGAGGCAGAGCGACAGCUGCUCGUCGGCAAAGCUCGAGACAUAAACACGGAGGCUCUGCAGAAAAUGGUGGCAGCUCACAACGACGCGGUCGAGGGCUUGGAAGAGACAUUCAACGAUAUGUCGGACGGACUGCUCAAGGCCAUCCGUGUGAACAAGUACGUGGUCAAGUCCAAGCCGCAGAGCACGCAGAGCCAGCAGUUCAAAUACAUUGAGUCUGGAUCGUACGAGUAG